CCACUUGAUAAAGUGGGUCGUCGUCGUCAAUUCUGGUAAUUUCACCAAUGCGAAACACCGCGUGCAUAGAGAAGAGAAUGUCUUCUUCUAUUUCAAAAUAACUAACACUCUGAAUGUCAGCGAAUGGAGUUGACGUGACGGAAGGAUCAAUGGUUAUUUGAAAGAGAAUACCAACUGUAUCAGUCUUUCCUAAGGUACUUUCAGCAAAAACGAGAGAAACUUCUCGACUUUUACUGGUGGACAAGAAGUUGUUAAAGGACACUAGCCCACCUCUUGUUUUUCGGAGUUGUGCAUAAGCCACAGUCAGUAAAGUUUGUCCCCGAUAAACUAUGAAGGACUUCCCACAAUAACUACUGAGUUGUUCUUUGUGUAAUUCUUCAAUUUGAAGGAUAAGAGGGAUGAGAAGGAUGGUUUUUGUGUCCGUUUUCGGCAUAAUCACACCUAAAGAAAUGUUAAUCUUGGGACUCUCAGAAAACCCGAUGCCACGCCUGAACCAGGAAAAAUUAAAAGUUCGCUUAGUUCCCAUUUUGGAGAAGACACUUCGGACUAUCUAUCUAUGAAAAAAUACUGACAGAUUGCUCCCGCAGUGGUGUUCCAAAGAUCUCCUAGAAAACUGGCCUUUUGAAUGUUUUCGGAAAAUGGGUUUGCUUACGAAAAUAUAGGCUAACCUGUUCCCUUUCGAUUGCUGAAAAGCGCAAGUCUCUAGUGCUUAUCGUUGUCGAGUUAUUACCACGGGUUCUAUAGGGUUAACGUACUUUUAAGUACGUUAGCCAUUAACCAAAAAGUGUUAUAACAAUUUUUGUUUGGCUUUCUAGUGUUUAGAUUUAAUAAAAGUUUACUAUGAACCAUGUCUAGAUUUUAAUAUUCUGAUGAAAUAUCCCAAUGAUACAAACUACGUUCGCGAUAUUCGUUAGCUAUCUAUCGUCGUAUUACUGAUCCGUUGAAUAAUUACUUGGAAGUUAUAGGGUCAAGAAAUGAAAUCUAUGUGUCCGUGUAUGGAUGUGAUCUGUUUGCUUGAAUAGAUUAAAAAAACAGAAAUAAAUCGAAUUGAAUUAUCAACGCAAGCUAAUCCAGCGAAUGAUGCGCCGCCGUUCAAUACAACCGGGGAAGAAAACGAAAUAUCUUUGACAACUAAGCCUGAAAUAAUGGUUGAACCUGCUCCUAUUUACCAUAAGCGUUAUUUAACUGAAUUAUCAAAAUGUCCUUGUAUACAAUCUGGCUCAAAACAACGUGAACAUCCCCAAACAGCAGUAAUUAACGAAUGA
Molecule: messenger RNA, 1265 nt
Organism: Didymodactylos carnosus
Lineage: Eukaryota; Metazoa; Rotifera; Eurotatoria; Philodinida; Philodinidae
Source: the annotation of a GenBank genome assembly